AGCCCCAAUACACUAGCUGACAUGGCGCAUUUCAAAGGCAGAUCAUCCAAUAAGACAGAGGAAGGGGCAGGUCUGAGCUCGACCUUCGGAUUUGCAUCGUUUACUGCAGUAACACAUAAACUCGGCUGAUGACGCUAAUAUCCGUUACCGCUACCUGUCUCCCCUCGGCCCGUUCAGGAGUCUGCAACCUCGACUCGCUCUAGACUCAGAUUUAUUAGCAGAGAGACAUGCAGGCCCAAGAGCUGUUGAAGCAGCUGCGUGUGCCUGAGCUGGCCGAGGUGAGAGAUUACCUCCGCAGCCUGUCCACCGGUACGCUGGUGGGAAUGGGGGCCUUCGCCGCACUCACCACCUUCUGGUACACCACACGACCAAAAGCCAUCAAACCCCCCUGUGACCUGCACAUGCAGUCCGUCGAGGUUCCGGGAGGAGAGUUUGUACGCAGAUCAGUGCUAGUGGACGCUGACAACCUUCUGUCUUUUUACUAUGAUGAUGCUACGACGAUGUACGAGAUUUUCACCAGGGGUUUACGUGUAUCGAAUAACGGACCUUGCUUAGGCUUCAGGAAACCGAAGCAUCCGUACGAGUGGCUGUCCUAUUCAGAGGUUGCAGAGAGAGCCGAGAGACUCGGCUCAGCGCUGCUGCACAAAGGUCACUCUAAAACCAGAGAGCAGCUCAUCGGCAUCUUUGCUCAGAGCAGACCCGAGUGGACUAUCACAGAGCUGGCUUGCUACACUUACUCUCUGGUAUCAGUCCCUCUGUAUGACACACUUGGGACUGAAGCCAUCGAUUACAUCAUCAACAAAACCGGCAUCUCCACAGUAGUGUGUGAUACACCAGUUAAGGCUUGUCUGCUGCUGGACUGCGUCUCAGGAAAACAACACUCACUAAAAACCCUGAUUCUGAUGGAUGACAUUGACUCGGAGUUGGUGGCUCAAGCACAGCAAUGCGGCGUGGACAUAAUUAGUCUGAAAGAUGCAGAGGCUCUUGGAAAAGCCCAUCUGCAAAAGCCCAUACCUCCUAAACCUGAUGACAUGGCUAUUAUUUGCUUUACUAGUGGAACCACAGGAAACCCAAAAGGAGCGAUGCUCACCCACAGAAAUAUUGUGUCCAACAUUUCUGCGUUUACCAAGAUAACAGCGACCAGCUGUCCUUUGAGUCCCAGCGACUGUCACAUCUCUUACCUGCCUCUUGCACACAUGUUCGAGCGAGUUGUACAGGGCGUAAUGCUAAUUCACGGGGGUCGUAUCGGCUAUUUCAAAGGAGAUAUCCGCUGCCUCAUGGACGACCUUAUGACUCUGCGGCCCACCGUCUUUCCGGUGGUGCCACGUCUGCUCAACCGAAUGUACGAUAAGAUCUUUGGCCAAGCCAACACUCCUCUGAAGAGGCGGAUCUUAGAAUUCGCCUUCCGGAGGAAAGAGGCUGAGAUGUUGAGUGGCAUCAUGAGGCGAAACAGUAUUUGGGACAAAAUCAUCUUUAAGAAAGUCCAGGACAGUGUUGGAGGAAAUGUGCGCUUGAUGCUGACUGGAGCUGCUCCCAUCUCUGCUCAUGUGCUGACUUUUCUACGUGCGGCUCUGGGAUGCCAGUUUUAUGAAGGCUAUGGUCAGACCGAGUGCACAGCCGGCUGCACGGUCACGUUAGCAGGAGACUGGUCAGCAGGUCACGUCGGACCUCCUCUCCCAUGUAACCUCAUGAAGCUGGUGGAUGUUGCUGAGAUGAAUUAUCUGGCUGUGAACGGAGAAGGAGAGGUGUGCGUGAAGGGGCCCAAUGUGUUUAAGGGAUAUCUGAAAGACCCAGAGAAGACUGAGGAGGCCAUGGACCAGGACGGCUGGCUCCACACAGGAGACAUCGGCAAGUGGCUACCGAAUGGCACUCUGAAGAUUGUGGACCGUAAGAAGCACAUCUUUAAGCUGGCACAAGGAGAGUACAUUGCCCCGGAGAAGAUCGAGAACAUUUACAUCCGAAGUGAAGCUGUGGUUCAGGCUUUUGUGCAUGGUGACAGCCUACAGGCCUGCCUGGUGGCCAUCAUUGUGCCUGACCCGGACUUCCUGCGUGGCUGGGCCAAUAAAAGAGGAUAUCACGGCUCAUACGAGGAGCUCUGUAGCAGCAAGGAAGUGAAAAACGCCAUAUUGGAGGAAAUUCUUAAAUUGGGCAAAGAAGGUGGACUGAAGUCUUUUGAACAGGUGAAGGAUAUCGCUCUGUACUCUGAGAUGUUCUCCAUCCAGAACGGCCUCCUGACUCCAACGCUUAAAGCGAAGCGUAAUGAGCUCAGGAACCAUUUCAGACAGCAGAUCGAUCAGCUUUACUCCAAGAUCCACAUGUGAGGGGGGAAAAAAAGGAUUCCAGGGAAUGGAUUUGAUGGAACACUGACAUACAACACUAUCUGUCCCCUUCACUCUCCAAUAGUUUUACUUAAAGUUUUACAUAAUGAGGUUUGGGUGAAGUGUUCCUUUAAAACAAACUGUGCCUUAUCCACAAUAUCCACAAUGUCCACUGCCUUAUAUAUGCAUCGGGAAUGAGAGAACAUUUCAUUACACUUUUUACCUUUCAGGACAUUUUAAACUCCUCAGACGACCUCCGUAUGCUGCCUUAGAUCCAGAGCAGGAAGAUUUUAAGACUUGAUGCUACUUUACCCAAGAGACCUGGAUUGAGCUUAGGCUUUUUUAGGGCAAUAUAAAAAGCUUUUCUUUUUCAAAAUAGAUGCCAAAGAAGCUGCUAAAUUGUGCUAGUACAAAGACUUACCUCGUGCCCUGUAUAGAGCUUAACAGACGGAUGUCUGCUUAGCUGAAUUGAAACAUCACUUUUUUUUUUUUUUUUUGAUGCCAACUUGUGGCUCCACAAUAAAUAGAGCCUAGAUACAUAAAUUAAAAUUAUGCAAAUGUGAAACUUUUUUUUUUCUUCUUCAAAUGAUUUCAAUGCCAUAGGCUUUAGCAUUGCUCAUACAACCUAGACAUAUAGAAAUAAUAUAUACUAUAAAUAAAUACUUUUUUUUUCUCUACUCUGCUUAGAUCACUUUGGCAGCAUGACUCAAAAUUCUUUUAUUAUAAUCUAUAAUUGUGGAAAAGGCAAAUUUCACAUAUUUAUCUUAAAGGAAUAUUCUAGGUGUCCCAAAUUUCCCAGUGUGACCGAGAACAUCUUUAGGAUAUAAAGAGGUUUUUUUGUUAACUUCAUUAUAGAUGGAAAGCCUGAAAUAGAGAUGGAUUUAUACGACUCAGAUUCGUGAUCACGAUGUACAGAAAGUGCUACAGAAUUCAGCAACUGCCCUUAAACUUUAAUAGCAAGUGAGGUGUGAGUAUGCUUGGGCAUGUUUAAGCACUUUUUUUUAACACAGAUGAAUUUUAAAUUAAAGUUUUAGGCUAAAAAAUGAAUGAAGCUGACUGUAUAGGGAGCCUUCUGUCACUCGGGUUGGCCAAUAAGGUGAUGAAGCUUUGUGCUAUAUAUUUUUGCAGUAUGUAUCUACAUAGCCAUGAAUUCAUAUAUAUAAUAUAUACACUGUGUGUUGGUGAUUUUAUGUUCUUUUGCUGCUUGAUUUCAAGAAGGAUCCGUAGCACGCAUUCCCUAGGCUAUAGCUAAACAUCCCGGAUAUGUUGCCAUCGCAAGAACAAAGCUCAAUGUUGACUAUUUAUAUGUUUUUUUUUUUUGUGUUCAUGACAAUGAUAAAUAAUAAUAAUAAUAAUGUGGUGUAUUGAUUUGUUUUAUAUGUGCCUGAUAUGAAAUUAAUCAAAUUGCAUCGAAAUAUUGAGUAUUUCUAGGUUCACUGUAGUUUUAAACUUGUUUGCCUGGUUUGAUUAAUUUAUAGUGAAGCUAUUUAACCGGUCCUGAUCUUCUUUGUACAGUAAUGCCUUCUAAAAGCUUUCUCUGGAAAUCAGACGUCAAAAAUCCCUUGUGCUCUUGUUCCUGUGUUUUUGAAGGGUUUUGUUAAUUUCGGAGUUUAAUUGAGCGCGUGUGUGCGCGCACGUGUGUAUGUUUCACAUAUCCAAACAGAAAUAUUCAAAUAAACAUUUUAUUAUGUGUGUUAAUGCAAGCCGUUGACGUGUAUGUGAGUUGUGUGAUAGAUGGACCUCACUGAGAAUAAAUGUGAUUAACUGGAAAAAAGUCUCACUGAAUGAUAGCAAAAUAAAACGAGCUAUUUAGAGAAUAA
Molecule: messenger RNA, 4138 nt
Organism: Tachysurus vachellii
Lineage: Eukaryota; Metazoa; Chordata; Actinopteri; Siluriformes; Bagridae
Gene: acsl1b
Product: acyl-CoA synthetase long chain family member 1b
Exons: 21
Coding region: 228-2321 (697 amino acids)
Biological process (GO): long-chain fatty acid metabolic process; very long-chain fatty acid metabolic process; long-chain fatty-acyl-CoA biosynthetic process
Cellular component (GO): endoplasmic reticulum; membrane
Molecular function (GO): arachidonate-CoA ligase activity
Source: RefSeq, a predicted model, not a curated record